AUGACCACCACCAUCCGCCAGUUCACCUCCUCCAGCUCCACCAAGGGCUCCUCGGGCCUGGGGGGCGGCUCCUCCCGCACAUCCUGCCGGCUGAUGGGCGGCGUGGGCACCGGCUCCUGCGGGCUGGGGUCUGUGGGUGGCCUCGGCAGUGCCCUCGGGGGCAGCGGCUAUUCCAGCUGCUACAACUUCGGCUCGGGUGGUGGCUAUGGCAGUGGCUAUGGCAGCAGCUUUGGGGGCGUUGACGGGCUGCUGGUGGGAGGUGAGAAGGCCACCAUGCAGAACCUCAACGACCGCCUGGCCUCCUACCUGGACAAGGUGCGCGCCCUGGAGGAGGCCAAUGCCGACCUGGAGGUGAAGAUCCGUGAUUGGUACCAGAAGCGGGCUCCGGGGCCCGCCCCUGACUACAGCCACUACUUCAAAACCAUCAAGGAGAUGCAGGACAAGCUCAUCACGGCCAAUGAGGCCAAAGCCAACAUCUUGCUGCAGGCAGACAAUGCCCGCCUGGCCGCAGACGACUUCCGCACCAAGUUUGAGGCAGAGCAGACCCUGCGCAUGAGCGUGGAGGCCGACAUCAACAGCCUGCGCCGGGUGCUGGAUGAACUGACCCUGGCCAGGGCUGACAAGGAAGCGGAGAUCGAGAACCUGCAGGAGGAGCUGGCCUACAUGAAGAAGAACCACGAGGAGGAGAUGAACGCCCUGCGAGGCCAGAUGGGCGGCGAGAUCAGCGUGGAGAUGGACGCGGCCCCCGGCGUGGACCUGAGCCGCAUCCUGAACGAGAUGCGCGACCAGUACGAGAAGAUGGUGGAGAAGAACCGCAAGGACGCCGAGGACUGGUUCUUCAGCAAGACAGAGGAGCUGAACCGCGAGGUGGCCACCAACAGCGAGCUGGUGCAGAGUGGCAAGAGCGAGAUCUCCGAGCUCCGGCGCAACUUGCAGGCCUUGGAGAUUGAGCUGCAGUCCCAGCUCAGCAUGAAAGCAUCCCUGGAAGGCAGCCUUGCGGAGACGGAGAAUCGCUACUGUAUGCAGCUGUCCCAGAUCCAGGGGCUGAUCGGCAGCGUGGAGGAGCAGCUGGCCCAGCUGCGCUGCGAGAUGGAGCAGCAGAGCCAGGAAUACAAGAUCCUGCUGGACGUGAAGACGCGGCUGGAGCAGGAGAUCGCCACCUACCGCCGCCUGCUGGAGGGCGAGGACGCCCACCUGACCCAGUACAAGCCCAAAGAACCCGUGACCACCCGCCAGGUGCGCACCAUCGUGGAGGAGAUGCAGGAUGGCAGGGUGAUCUCCUCCCGCGAGCAGGUGCACCAGACCACCCACUGAGGACUCGGCUCCCCCGCCAACCCCCCAGCCCAUCAGGCUGCAGAGAGGCGGUUGCUCCAUCUGCCCCACAGC
Molecule: messenger RNA, 1386 nt
Organism: Choloepus didactylus (southern two-toed sloth)
Lineage: Eukaryota; Metazoa; Chordata; Mammalia; Pilosa; Megalonychidae
Gene: KRT17
Product: keratin 17
Exons: 8
Coding region: 1-1314 (437 amino acids)
Cellular component (GO): keratin filament
Molecular function (GO): structural molecule activity
Source: RefSeq, a predicted model, not a curated record